AACUGGGAGGAAGUGUAAUCCGAUAACACUCCCUCGGCAUUGCCUCAUCGCUCUUGUCGGCGUGCCUUUCCCCCUUGAAAACACCAUGGAGUUGUAGCGAGGUGGUUUGUAUUUCAUCUCCAAACACUCCCGUUGCAAGAAAGACCAGAGCGGCCAGCUUUUGUCUGUGUUUUACCAGGCCGUUGUUAUUGCUAUCACUCCGCGGUGCGUGGUUCGGCUCGGUGGUCGGGAGAGGCUGCAGACAUGGGGGACCGCGGUGGCUCGACUGUCGGCCUGCUGUCCUACGAGACGCUGGUCCAUGCUGUGGCAGGUGCAAUGGGGAGUGUGACAGCCAUGAGCGUCUUCUUUCCUCUGGAUACAGCCAGGAUCCGACUACAGGUGGAUGACAGUCGGAGGUCUAAAUCUACCCCCGUCAUCCUGGCUGAGAUAGCAAAGGAAGAGGGCCUGCUGUCUCUGUACAGAGGUUGGUUCCCAGUCAUCUCCAGCCUCUGCUGCUCCAACUUUGUCUACUUCUACACCUUCAACUCACUGAAGAGGAUGACAGUAUCCGGCCAGCACAAGUCCAGACCUGGAAAAGACCUGCUUAUGGGGGUCAUAUCAGGGGCAGUGAACGUGAUCCUGACCACGCCCAUGUGGGUGGUCAACACUCGACUGAAGCUGCAGGGGGCAAAGUUCAGAAAUGAAGAUCUCCAGCAGACCCACUACAAAGGCAUAUUUGAUGCCUUCUCCCAGAUCAUAGCCAAUGAGGGGGUGACCACUCUGUGGAAUGGCAUCCUGCCAUCUCUCGUGCUCGUCUUCAACCCAGCUGUGCAGUUUAUGUUCUAUGAAGCCAUGAAGAGGAAAGCAGGCAAAGGAGGGAGGAAGAUAUCCUCGGCAGAGAUCUUUGUCAUUGGAGCCGUUGCCAAAGCCAUUGCUACCACAGCGACAUAUCCCCUGCAGACAGUUCAGGCCAUCCUCAGGUUUGGCCAGUACAAAGGUGACGGCAGGGGUGGAGCAUUUGCAAGCCUUCGUAACGUACUCUCCCUGCUGCUGGAUAGAAUCAAGAGGCACGGUGUGCUCGGCUUAUACAAAGGCCUGGAGGCCAAGCUGCUGCAGACGGUACUGACAGCUGCCCUCAUGUUUGUGGUGUAUGAGAAGAUCACCGCAGCCACCUUUAAAGUCAUGGGCCUGAACAAGAAACUGAAGCACUGAGCGCUAACUUGAAUAUGACAAGGGUUGGUUUCUCCUGGGCCCUGUGUCAGAGCAGGAAACCAGGCCAGCACUGGAUGACAACAGGGUGUUAGGAGGUUUUACUGAAGCCUAGCACUGAUAUGUUAGGACAGGAACUCUUACAUCAGUGUGGAGAUUUAGGGCUGUGAUUAGUAACUGUAGGGCUACAGAUUCUCAUCCUCACCCAUAACAUGUACAAUAACCAGUAGUGGGCUUUUGUGGUUAGUUCCUGUUAGGGCUGGGCGAUAUGGACAAAAUCAGCUAUCACAAUAUUGAUGUCGUAGGGAUGACAAUUGGUGCUUUCAUAAAAGAUUUUUAAUAAAGUCAUCAGUAAUGUGGAUCUAAUGAUCAAGCAGGCAGAGGCAAAUAACAACAGCUACAACAAUCUAGUUAGUUUAGAAAACUGUAGGGAUUAGACAGCCCCUGUGUUUUAUCACGAUAUCACAAAAAUGAAAAUCCCAGCCGAUAUCUGGUGUCAUAUCACGAUAUGGAUGUAAUUUUGAUAUAUACUGUCCAGCCUUAUUUUCUAUCCAGUAAUAAUUGACGUCCCUCUACUCUCAACCCCAGAGCUGUUCUCUUCAUGCAGACUGGUCUUUUCUUUCUUCACUUGUCACCCUCUCUUGGCAUGGUUGUCAUUGAUCUUAUCGGAGCUAAUUUUCUAAAGAUUUCUGUGAAAACUAAAUUUUGUACCCAAUACUAUUCCUGACUGCAGGCACUUAAUUUCAAAGCAGAGGCUGUAGUCAUCCUCUGCUUCUGCCUCUUUAUUUUCUUCAGUAUUUAAUGUUUAAUUAAUUUGUUGAGCGUGCUGGUAAAGUGGCACCAAUCUUAAAAACUUUAUGAAAUAGACAACAGCAUCAUUUCUCAGUUUCAUAUCAAUCACAGUUCAUAGGUAACUGUGAUUCUGGCUUCUCAGCUGCUGGUUACUGAGUUUGGUGCCUUCACUUCAAACUGUAAAGCUAAUGGCAUCUGUACUUAAAGAAUUGAAAAACAAAAAAACUUCUAUUUUAAAACUAGUAGAAACAUUACCGGUAUAUAUUUCUACAACACAAAGUAUGACCAGAAGCCAAGCCACAUCCGCCUCUUAGAUCGAAGCCAUGGGACCAUUCUUUAUUGUCUUAUGUUUUAACUUGGCCUUGGCUAACCAGUGCAACUCCUUAAUACUUUACUGUAAGACAUUAACCUCAUGAAAUAUCUGCUAACUAUUUAAAUCUGUUUGCUGAAGAUGUGACUAUUACAUGCAAAUUUUACAUGGCUCUAUAGCUGCAGAAAUGAAAACAGGUCAGAGGGUCUGUCUUAUGAAAGCAUUACAUUUUUUUCAUGUAAAGGAAAAAAACAAGUUGAAAAGUGUGGAACUCCCAUUAAAACGUGUGGAUGUGUAGCAUAAAAUCUAAAACUACCUCUUAUGGGUUCAUAAAUGUGUUUGGGUUUUAAUUAAUUAGGAGAGAAUGGAAUGAAAUUAAAAAUGAGUGUGAUCUGAGUGCAGGAUAUGAGCAGACAGGAGUGUUAGAGAACAAGAACGAGCUGCGGUGCCUCUUCAAAACAAAAAUGUCUGUACUAUUAAUAUGUUGUAUGCGCUUCAUCACUGCAAGUACUGUUAAAGGUGUACUGUACACUCUACCCAUGAUGCACUGAAUUCUCCGUCUGUGGCCUUAAUGAUUUUGUUGGUCAGUAGGUUAAUCCACCCACGUUAGUCGUCUCGCAGGUGUGUGUAAAUAAUUUAGGUUUCAGACUGGCUACGAUACUGUUUGGUGGUCACAGUGUUCUCACUAAUAUGGUCAAGUUUGGUUACUGCUGUGUUAGAUCUUAAACUGAACAACCCUUUAGGUGUUUACUGCUGUUGUACACAGUGUUUUGUUCUACCCGGCAACUGUGGGAUUGUUCGGUAAGAUGUGAUGUACUCAUCACUACAAAUGGGAUGAGUGUCAGCAGUGCUUUUUAAGAUCCCGUUUGGGAACUCACAAGCUAUUCAGUGUUCACUGGAUUAAUGAGUUCAUUCUUCACGUUAAUUUUCAAUGCCUCUUUCAACAAGCUAUUUUUCUUCCUUGUCAGAAUAAACAUGGCGUCAUUCCAUUGUGUUGUCUUAACAGUUUAUAUGAAAAUAGUCAGACUGCUGAUGCUGUACUUACUUGAAGUCAUCAUAAUUCACAGUACAACUUAUUUGUGUAAUACUUCUUAAAUUCUUGUAAUGAACGUACUGCUCUUUUUGGAAUGGUAACUUAUUGUUAUAACUUGGGAAUAAAAGUAAUUGAAACAA
This is a messenger RNA of Myripristis murdjan (pinecone soldierfish), 3463 nucleotides long. It is a transcript of the gene slc25a17l, whose product is annotated as solute carrier family 25 member 17-like. Gene Ontology annotation, biological process: transport. Gene Ontology annotation, molecular function: NAD transmembrane transporter activity; ADP transmembrane transporter activity; FMN transmembrane transporter activity. Bases 244 to 1191 code for a protein of 315 amino acids. NCBI's taxonomy places the organism in Eukaryota, Metazoa, Chordata, Actinopteri, Holocentriformes, Holocentridae. The transcript is spliced from 9 exons. The record is from RefSeq and is a predicted model, not a curated record. Gene Ontology annotation, cellular component: peroxisomal membrane.